AUGCUCGUCGACAACAUGAGUCUAGGUCAGGACUACGUCAUCGGUGCGGAUUCUACAAAGAAUCCGCGCGGCAUUCAGCAUUACAAACUUUUCGGACGCCUGCAGUCAAGGGUCACUUGGAAGUUGGCGGGCAAUCUAGGCGGAGAGGAUUACCAAGAUCGCUUCCGUGGACCACUGAAUGAGGGGGGUCUAUACAUUGAGCGACAGGGCUGGCAUCAACCAAACCCCCCCCCACCCAGUCCUGGAAGUCUGCAAGCCCCAUUACCGACGGCGUUGUGGGUGGGUGCGGGACUAUACGUGAACGGAUUCCAGUUUGGCAAGUAUGUCAGCAACCUCGGUCCACAGACCAGCUUCCCUAUCCCCCAUGGCAUCCUCAAUUAUCAGGGAAAGAACACGGUUGGCAUUACGCUAUGGGCGUUGGAUGGGAAAGGAGCCAAGCUUGAGCGUCUUGUUCUGGAGUAUCGGGAGGCGGUUAGGACAGGAAUGCGGGAUGUCACUCACUCUUGUUGA
Messenger RNA from Blastomyces dermatitidis ER-3, 510 nucleotides. RefSeq lists its product as uncharacterized. The transcript has 2 exons. NCBI's taxonomy places the organism in Eukaryota, Fungi, Ascomycota, Eurotiomycetes, Onygenales, Ajellomycetaceae. The coding region runs from base 1 to 510 and encodes 169 amino acids. The record is from RefSeq and is a predicted model, not a curated record.